AUGUUCAACUCGGCUUGGAAACGCUAUCGAUUAAAUCGCUUGCGGUCACGAGACCAAUCGAACAGUGAGUCCACUCAGUCCACUGAAGGAUUCAGUCAGUUUACUCAGUCUAGCGCGGCCGGAUCGAUUGAAUGCGGUCGUGCGGUCUCAUCGUCCCUGUUCUCCAAAUCGGUCACGCUUCUGUUGGCCCUGUCCGAUUCGUUACGUAGCACCCCGCUGGAUGAGUUUGGUCUGACUGCGGACACAGAUUUCGGUUCCACUGCGACCGGAAAAGUCAAUCGUGAACGUGCUCACGUUCUGCUUGGCCUAUAUGAUGCGUGUUUGGAAUUUGAAUUGAAAGCUCCGUUGGAGUCGAGUGGAGCAGGUGGAACGCAAACACCGGCAAAUGACUGGACACGAGUUCGCCAACUGUUCGCUCGCCGUGUACAGCUACGCAAUCUGGUUUAUGGAAAACUACCGCCGGUCACCGGUGGGUCCACGGGACACGGCAGUCUGCUUCUGGUUCCGGUCACUCUGCACGAUCGUUCUGUUCGACCGGGUCUGCUGGUUAUGGGCCUGAUCUCUGCGGCGGAUCAAGCUCGCUUGCCGCAGUUGCUCCGUUCCAGUUUUCACGCGGACGAGGCCGGUCCGGUUGCACAUCAUUUGCUGAUCACUAUUGCUGCUCGACUAUCUCACUUUGGUCAGUCAACACGCGGUCGCACUCCGUAUGCCUAUCGGGAUCAGCUAGUUCAAACACUAGUUCCUAUAUUACAACACGUCAUUCGUUAUUACAACCACAAACUGUCCUCACCGUAUGCAGAACCACCCGGUCCGAAUACUACCCGAUCAACUAACGGGAGUGACACAUCUAAUACAGAUGUAGAAGCAAGGAUUCGUGUUGGAGCCUCUGUAUCUGCCGCGGCACUAUCUGUUUUAGACAAUGCAUUCACUCUGGCUUUGGAACAGUUGGGUACCGGACGUUUGCAUCGCCUGAUCAGUCUGCUCUAUCCGGUGGUUUGUCAACCGCAAUAUCGUAACCCGCUACCCGGUCCGGAUGACGAGGUCGGAGAUGAACUGAUCAGCACUGGUGAGAGCCUGGAAGAUUCAGAGUCAAAUCACUCCAUAUCCGACGUCAGUCCGGCCCAAGCGUUGUCCUCACUUAUUAAACUAAUCAAGGGUUGGAUCACAAAUUUGCUUAACUCUGGUUGCAACGCUGCUGUGAGUGGCCCGCCAAAACCUGUGCAUCACGUAAUGGCCGCGACGCUUACCCGUGAUCUGGUAAUCCUGUUGCCUCUACUCGUCCGUCUCUGUCGUGCUCGGGCUCAGAUUGGGUCGGAUGAAGCCGGAACCACGGUCCCGAUGACUGCCAAUCCACUUGCCGGCUUGGAUCGAGUCCUGGCU
Echinostoma caproni is the source of this 1380-nucleotide messenger RNA. NCBI's taxonomy places the organism in Eukaryota, Metazoa, Platyhelminthes, Trematoda, Plagiorchiida, Echinostomatidae. The record is from the annotation of a GenBank genome assembly.